GAAUUCUAGAACAGUUCCUUUUUGUUGUCUUGCAUGUGGAUCAAUAAAGUUUGUUGACGUUUUAAUGAAUUUUGCUAUGCUGUACCUCUCCUGUACAGUAAGUGGCAGUGCGCGCGCCAGCUCUAACUGCAGAAGAAAACGGCUUCCAUCUCGUUACCAUCGCAACCCUCAACAGCUGCUAACGUGCUAACGCCGAGCGCCCUUUUCUAUGAUAUAAAUUACGAUUUUAUACCUUUUAAACUUUACACACAGCGGGGGAAUUGUUCUUUUUGGUGUUUAAAGUUCACGGCAUGGCGGACUCGUGGAACACAGACACGGGAGAAGCUAUUUACCGGACCCGAGAUGUGAUUAAAAACUUGCAGAUCAGGGUGCGCAUCGAGCGGCUCACGUCCACGGCCUUUCUGUCCCAGCACCUCCAGCAGCAGGUCCUGUUACAGCAGCAAGACUCCAAGAAGAAGAAGAAGAAGAAGAAGAGUGGGGACGUGGAGCUGGAGACCUUUGCCACUCCAGGACAAAAAGGUGACAGUGAAGAAGAGCUGGUGGUUGGCUGGCAAGAAAAACUCUUCAGUCAGUACGAAUACGAGCUCUUCCAAAACGAGAGCGCCUGCCAGAGCCAUUUGGAGCGGCAGUAUCACUCUGAGAUCAAAGCUCUGAUCCGGGGCAAAGGGCGACGCAACAUCCGAAUCUUCACCUACACCGACCACGAUCGAUACACCAACCUGCUCCCCUUCAGCCAGCUGCAAUGCACAGAAGAUGCUCUGACGACGAGUAAGUCUGGCCCCACCUUCCUGGCCGAGAGAAUGGCUAACGUGAGGCACAGGAAACAAGAGAAAUACACAAUAGAUAUGGGUGUUCCCAAAUCCAAAAUCAUAAACUGGGAGCCGUCAGAGGAGUUCAUCAGGAACAGUCACGUGCUCAACUCUGCCAUGCAGACCAUGCACAUCAUGGCAGACCUGGGGCCUCCAGGAAGGCUGGGUGAAAAACAGAAUGAGUGUUUGCUGCUGACCAUAAAGACAGACGGUAGUGGAACAGUCAUAGUGAAACCAGACUUCAACAAAGGAAAAGAGCCGUACAGGAUUGUAACUGAUGGGGACAAGAAGGAGGUGUGGUGUCUUCGAGUGGACAAUGUCUCUGAGGCCAUGGUGAAGGAGGACCAGGACAAAGAGCUCCACAUGUACAAAGAUCUCUACGUUCGGCACAAAGAGUACCUGAACAGUCUUGUUGGAUCAGAGUUUGAAAUGCCUCCUCCAGGGACUUUGCGAUAUGUGAUGAAUGGAGAGAUUGUGUCAGCCAAGGGAUUUGAAUAUGAUAAUUUAUACAUCCACUUCUUCAUGGAACUACCAAAGAAUUGGUCCAGUUUACCUUCACAUCCACUUUAUUUGGUAACACAAACAUGUCGCACCAAAACUGUGGGGAAAGAUGCUGUAGCUUAUUUCAGCUUCCCCUUUAACUUUGAGGCCUUCUAUAUGAGUGAAAAGGAGGAUGAAGGUAUACCACAGUGGCCCGUCUUGUACUUUAAAGUUCUGUCAUGGGAUUUUUGGGAUCGCCAUCGAACAGAGGGGUAUGGAUAUCUGCUCUUUCCAGCUGUACCUGGUAAACACAGAGUCAUAUGCCAUACAUGGAGGCCUCUUCAGACGGGCACAGCCUCGGCUCUCAGGCGAUUCUUCAUUGGCGGCUCUCCAGAACUAGAAGACCCCAGCUACGUCAGGACACCGAGCACUUUUAAGGGAGAGAGACUGAGCCGAUUGGGCUUCAGCACAGAGUCCUCUGGAAGUGUCACUUUCAAUCUAUACUGCAUUCAGCAAUCUCAUGCAUUCAUUGAUGCCAGUGUGCUGAAGAAGAGAAGACAGAAAGUUACGGAGCAGCUGGGAGGGUUUAGUCAACAGGGCGCUGUGUGCAACAUUCUAGAGGCCUUUCAGAGAGCCAGGAAAAAGAUGCAGGAAGCCAGAGCAGGUCUUCCCCAAGAUCUAAUAAAUGCUACGGCACAACUCCAAAUAGAAUCGACGGCAGGAGAAUAGCUUUUUAUUUUUUCAUUGCUACAUAUUAAUUGUCAGUGAGAAAUAAUCUGUAAAGAGACAAAUGCGUUCCAGCCUGUGAUGGAACAUUUUUAAUGAAAACUUUAUUUUAAUUUUUACUUUUUUUAUUUAGUUGACUCGUAUUUCAUGAAAAAUAGUGUUCGUUUUUACUAUGUUUGGAAAAUGUUCAGUGAAUGUACGUAAUUUAUUAAUAUUUUGAAAAUGUUUGUUUAUGAUUUAUUAUUUAUUGUCAUUGUUAUCGAUUGAGAAAUUUGAUUAUAAAUUAAGGUUAAUCAAAUUAUUUUGUAAAUAAAAUUUGUACUUCACUUUUACUUUA
Boleophthalmus pectinirostris (great blue-spotted mudskipper) is the source of this 2352-nucleotide messenger RNA. It is a transcript of the gene mks1, whose product is annotated as MKS transition zone complex subunit 1. Gene Ontology annotation, biological process: cilium assembly. Bases 291 to 2018 code for a protein of 575 amino acids. The record is from RefSeq and is a predicted model, not a curated record. Lineage: Eukaryota; Metazoa; Chordata; Actinopteri; Gobiiformes; Gobiidae. The transcript has 18 exons. Gene Ontology annotation, cellular component: MKS complex.